Molecule: messenger RNA, 522 nt
Organism: Chrysochloris asiatica (Cape golden mole)
Lineage: Eukaryota; Metazoa; Chordata; Mammalia; Afrosoricida; Chrysochloridae
Gene: IL17F
Product: interleukin 17F
Exons: 3
Coding region: 1-522 (173 amino acids)
Biological process (GO): inflammatory response
Cellular component (GO): extracellular region
Molecular function (GO): cytokine activity
Source: RefSeq, a predicted model, not a curated record
AUGACGGCAGUGAGUAGGGAAUGUCUGCGGGAAUUUACUAAUACUACUAUUAAAGAAGGAGCUCUGGUCAGGUCCCUGCUGAUGAUGAUGUUGGGACUCAUCCUCCUGAGAGCGGUGGCAGCCUGGAAAAUCCCCAAAGCAGGGGAUGCUGCUUCCCAAACAUCCAAGAAUUGCCCCUCUCCAGAGGAGAGCACUGUGACCCUGGACAUUAGCUCUCUCAAUAAAAACCAGGGCAACUCCAUUUCAUCAAACAUCAAUAACCGCUCCACCUCCCCCUGGGACUAUAGCAUCACCGAGGACCCAGGACGCUUCCCUUCUCCCAUCUCAGAGGCCCGGUGCAGGUCCCUCAGCUGCAUCAAUGCUGAUGGGAAGCCAAACAACUUUAUGAACUCUGUUCCCAUCCACCAGGAAAUACUGGUUCUCCGGAGAGAAGCCCGGAGCUGCUCCCUCUUCCGACUGGAGAAGAUACAGAUCACUGUUGGCUGUACCUGUGUCACCCCCCUUGUCCACCAUGUAGUCUGA